ACCAAAGCCUUUGGUGUAUGACAGAACCGGUCGAGUGCGAUUUAAUUUUAAAAUUCUGGUUCUCCUUUCUUGAUGUGGGACACAACAAAAUGGUUCUCCAGUAAGAAGAAGAAGAAAAAUCUCCUCUAAGAAACCGUGCGUCUUGCAACUGAAGUCACCAGAAAUUCAGCUGCUUCGGGAUUUAAUGGGUUCUUUCAAAGAUGUUAAGGGACUUGUGAGAAAUCUGCAGCACGGCGAGAAAAUCCGGUGAAAGACAAUGCUAAAUUGCAUUAGCGCUGUGCAAGGGUGGACCUAAAGGUUAUGAAGUGGUACCUAUCGUAACAACAAGCAAAUAUUGUUCUCGUUUAUUUAAUCAAGACUCGAACUAAUCAGAUCUUCAAGCAAUGGCAACAGAAGUGGUGUGUGGAUUGAUCUUCAGAUUGCUACUUCCAAUAUGUCUCGUAGCUGCAUGUGUGUUCCGUUACAAUGGGCUCUCUUUUGUCUACCUCGUCUACCUCUUGCUCAUUCCUCUAUUUUCAGAACCCACAAAAACAACGAUGCAAGGACAUACAGGACGGUUAUUAAAAUCCUUGUGUUUCAUCAGUCUGUCAUUCCUGCUGCUGCACAUCAUCUUCCAAAUCACAAUAAACAGCCUUGAAGCUGGAAACAGUAUUGAACCUGGUUUUAACUGUUCUACAUGGGAGAAAACAUUACGACAGAUCGGUUUUGAAAGUGUGAAGGGAGCUGAUGCUGGCAACGUGAUCAGAGUGUUUGUACCAGAUAUUGGGAUGUUCAUUGCUAGCUUGACCAUAUGGCUUGUCUGCAGAAACCUUGUGCUGAAGCCAGUGACAGAGGAUGCAGCACAGUACAACACACAAUUUGAAAAUGAAGAAAUGGCUGGAAGAGAAAAGUUAGAGCCAGAUGAUGCAUUAAUAUGUGAAGAUUUGGAUGGUAGAGAAAAUAGCGAAGAGGAAUUUGAAGAAACCACAAAAUUAAAACUAUUACGCAGAAUUGCCUCAGUGGCUUCCAAAUUGAAAGAGUUUAUUGGAAAUAUUAUAACCACCGCUGGAAAAGUUGUUGUUACAAUUUUACUUGGUUCAACAGGCAUGAUGCUGCCAUCUUUGACAUCAGCUGUGUAUUUCUUUGUAUUUUUGGGGCUGUGUACAUGGUGGUCCUGUUGCCUAGCAUUUGAUCCGCUGAUAUUCAGCUGUCUGUGUGUAUUAAUGGCUAUAUACAGUGCGGGGCACUUGAUUGGACUUUAUCUGUACCAGUUACAAUUCUUUCAGGAAGUUGUUCCUCCAAAGGACUACUAUGCAAGGUUAUUUGGUGUCACUUCAGUAAUUCAAGCCAACUGCUCAAGCACCUGGAAGAUCAUAGCAAACCAAGACCUACUCUGGUAUCACCAUGCCAGUCCCAUAUUACUGCUUGUGAUGUACUACACCCUGGCAACUCUUAUUCGCCUUUGGCUACAAGAGCCCGUUGUAAGGGAGAUAGAUGAUGAUGAGAAAUCUGGUAUCAGCGAAGAAGACAAAGAAACAGACUGCAACUCAACCUCAAGGAGACGAAGUCUGUGGUAUGCAAGCCACUACACAGCUGAUGAGAGAAAACUUCUGUCAAUGACUCAAGAUGAAUACAAGUCAUCUGAUGUUCUGCUUGUAACAGUGAAUGGGACUCCUGUAGAUUAUCACACCAUGCACCCCACACUGCACUUGGAGAAUGGCCCUGCCAAAGCUGAUAUGUACUCAACCCCACAGUAUAAAUGGGAGCCAUCAGAUGACAUGUCAGAAAAGAAAGAAGAGGACGAUGAGGAAGAAGAGGAGGAGGAAGAUGUUCAGGAGAAAAAAGAAAAUGUUAAAAUACAUGCUAUGGUCUCUGUCUUCCAUUUUAUUAUGAAACAAAGUUACAUUUGUGCUCUGAUUGCAAUGAUGGCUUGGAGUAUCACUUAUCACAGUUGGUUGACUUUUGUGUUAUUGAUCUGGUCCUGCACGCUUUGGAUGAUUCGUGACCGAAGGAAAUACGCUAUGAUCAGUUCACCUUUCAUGGUUGUUUAUGGAAAUUUGCUGUUAACAUUACAGUAUAUAUGGAGUAUUGACCUCAAUAAUGAUGAGCUUCCUAAAGUUUCUGGAUUUUUAGAAAAGAAGGAUCCUGGGGAAUUAGCAUCAAAGAUCCUUUUCACAAUUACUUUCUGGCUACUGCUUAGGCAACACCUCACAGAGCGGAAAGUGCUUCAGCUAAAAGAAGCUACUUUAGCUGAGGUCAAAGUUGAAGAUGAAGAAAAUGAAGAAAAAGAAGAGGAAUUGCAAGACGGGGAAGUGACAGAGGAAGCAGAUGAAGAAGAUGAGGAUGAACAGGACAUUAUGAAAGUCCUCGGAAACUUGGUGAUGGCUAUGUUCAUUAAGUACUGGAUUUAUGUCUGUGGAGGAAUGUUCUUCUUCGUCAGCUUUGAGGGUAGAAUUGUCAUGUACAAAAUCAUCUAUAUGAUGCUCUUCCUCUUCUGUGUGGCCCUGUACCAGGUGCACUAUGAAUGGUGGAGGCGAAUCCUAAAAUAUUUUUGGAUGUCAGUGGUUGUUUACACUAUGCUGGUGCUUAUCUUCAUCUAUACAUAUCAAUUUGAAUCAUUUCCUGGCUUGUGGAUGAACAUGACAGGGCUAGAUGAAAAAAAACUAGAGGAUCUUGGUUUAAAACAGUUUUCUGUGGCUGAGCUAUUCACACGUAUCUUUAUUCCAACCUCUUUCUUAUUGGUGUGUAUAUUACACCUUCAUUACUUCCAUGACCGUUUCCUCCAGCUCACUGACUUAAAAGCUGUAACCAGCAAACAGGACAGCGCUAUUUACAGACUGGUGCACCAAGAUGGAAGUCUGCCUGACAUAACCAUGCUGAAUUUAACUGCCAGCAAGGAAGAGGAUAAAAAUCUGGAAGAGCAUGGUGAUGAAAGAAUGGAAGAGAGAGAUGGGGAGGGAGAGAAAGAUGGGGAUGAAAAAGAGAAAGAGGAGGAAGAGGAAGAGGAGGAUGAUGAAUCUGAUGUAGAAGAAACUUCCGAUUUAAAGAAUAAGUGGCAUCUGGUGAUUGACCGCCUCACGGUGCUAUUCUUGAAAUUCCUGGAAUAUUUUCAUAAACUGCAAGUUUUUGUGUGGUGGCUUUUGGAGCUGCAUAUUAUCAAAAUUGUUUCUUCAUACAUCAUCUGGGUCACAGUGAAAGAGGUGUCUCUGUUUAACUUUGUGUUUUUGAUUGCCUGGGCUCUUGCUUUGCCAUAUGCUCAAUUCCGCCCAUUGGCAUCAAGUGUCUGCACUGUUUGGACAUGUGUGAUUAUCGUCUGCAAAAUGUUAUAUCAGCUCACAUCUAUUGACCCUAGCACCUUUUCCAGUAACUGUACAAUGCCUACAGAAAAUGAAACUGACAUAGGCAGUGAAGAACUGAAGACAUCGCUUCUCUACAGCGCACCCAUUGAUCCUACAGAGUGGGUUGGAUUAAGGAAGUCUUAUCCCCUGCUUGUAUACUUAAGGAAUAACUUACUGAUGCUGGCUAUUCUGGCCUUUGAAGUUACAAUUUACCGGCAUCAAGAGUACUAUAGAUGUCGAAAUAAUCUUACUGCACCUGUGACUAAAACCAUUUUCCAUGACGUUACAAGAUUACAUUUGGAUGAUGGACUUGUAAACUGUGCCAAGUAUUUCAUAAACUACUUCUUCUACAAGUUUGGGUUGGAGACCUGUUUCCUACUGUCAGUUAAUGUAAUUGGUCAACGAAUGGAUUUCUUUGCCAUGAUUCAUGCCUUCUGGUUAAUUGCUGUAUUAUAUCGACGUAGAAGAAAAGCUAUUGCAGAGAUUUGGCCAAAGUACUGCUGUUUUCUGGCAUGCACCAUUAUAUUCCAGUACUUCAUUUGUAUUGGCAUUCCACCUGCUCCUUGUAAAGACUAUCCAUGGAGAAGCCCUAAUGCCAACUUCAACUCCAACAUCAUAAAGUGGUUAUACUUUCCAGACUUCAUUGAAAGACCAAAUCCUAUUUUUCUCGUCUACGAUUUCAUGUUGCUGCUCUGUGCAUCCUUACAAAGACAAAUGUUUGAGGAUGAAAAUAAGGCUGCUGUGCGAAUCAUGGCUGGGGACAAUGUGGAAAUUUGCAUGAACCUUGAUGCAGCGUCAUUUAGCCAGCACAACCCUGUUCCCGACUUCAUUCACUGCCGAUCCUACUUAGAUAUGUAUAAAGUGAUAAUAUUUAGUUACCUCUUCUGGUUUGUGCUUACUAUCAUCUUCAUCACGGGAACUACAAGAAUCAGCAUAUUUUGUAUGGGUUACUUGGUGGCCUGUUUCUAUUUCCUGCUCUUUGGUGGUGAUCUAUUAUUGAAACCUAUCAGAAGCAUUCUGCGUUAUUGGGACUGGCUGAUUGCAUACAAUGUCUUUGUGAUUACAAUGAAAAACAUACUGUCGAUAGGAGCAUGUGGCUACAUUGAGUCAUUAAUACGAAACAGUUGCUGGUUGAUUCAAGCAUUUAGCUUGGCUUGUACGGUUAAAGGAUACCAUCAACCUAAAGAAACUGGAGACUGUAAACUGCCUAGCGGUGAGGCAGGAAUUAUUUGGGACAGUAUAUGCUUUGCUUUCCUGCUGCUGCAGAGAAGAGUCUUCAUGAGCUACUACUUCCUACAUGUGGUUGCUGAUAUAAAAGCUUCACAGAUCCUGGCAUCAAGAGGUGCUGAACUUUUCCAGGCCACAAUUGUCAAGGCAGUAAAGGCAAGAAUUGAAGAAGAGAAAAAAUCAAUGGAUCAAUUGAAGAGACAGAUGGACCGCAUCAAAGCCAGGCAACAAAAAUACAAGAAGGGUAAAGAAAGAAUGCUGAGCAUGACCCAAGAAUCAACAGAAGGGCAAGACAUUCAAAAGGCUUCUGAAGAAGAUGAUGAAGGAGAAGCAGACAAAGAGAAAACCAAGGGCAAAAAAAAGCUGUGGUGGCGGCCUUGGGUUGAUCAUGCUUCCAUGGUCAGAAGUGGAGAUUAUUAUUUAUUUGAAACGGAUAGUGAAGAAGAAGAGGAGGAUGAAAAAAAAGAUGAUGAAGAACCUCGGAGGAGAUCUGCAUUCCAGAGAGCUAUUGGGAAAUUUGCUUCAGCCAUUUUAGCCUUGCCAAAGUCUGUCAUUAAACUGCCCAAAACUAUUCUUCAGUAUUUAAUCAGAGCAGCAAAGUUUGUGUAUCAGGCCUGGAUUACUGAUCCUAAAACUGCACUUCGACAGAGGCGCAAAGAAAAGAAAAAGUUUGGGAAGGAAGACAAGCGAAGGCGAAAAGGAUCUGGGGAUGGAGCUACUGAUGUAGAACAUGAAGAGAGAGAAGAUCAACCUGUCAAAAAGAAAUCAGAUGGGCCAGAUAAUAUCAUCAAAAGAAUAUUUAAUAUUUUGAAGUUCACCUGGGUCCUUUUCCUGGCAACACUAGAUAGUUUUACAGCUUGGCUCAAUUCCAUUUCAAGAGAGCACAUUGAUAUCUCUACUGUGCUGAAAAUUGAGAGAUGUAUGCUGACCAGGGAAAUUAAAAAGGGGAAUGUUCCAACUCGUGAGAGCAUCCAUAUGUAUUACCAGAACCAUAUGAUGAAGCUUUCUAAGGAAUCAGGACUGGACACAAUUGAUGAAAAUCCUGGUCAAGAUUCUAGUUUACAGGCAUCUGAGAGGAUGGAUAGUUUAGAUUCAGCUGCUUCUCAUGACAGUAUUUCCAGCUGCUACACUGAAGCAACCAUGCUGUUCUCAAGGCAGUCAACCCUUGAUGAUUUAGAUGGACCAGACACUGUUCCUAAAACAAGUGAGCGCGCUCGACCUAGGCUUCGUAAAAUGUACAGCAUGGAUAUGUCCUCCUCAUCAGCUGACAGUGGCAGUAUAGUGUCAAGUGAACCUACCCAGGUCACCCUGCUGUACUCUCGUCAGGGCACAACAGAAACCAUUGAAGAAGUAGAAGGGGAGCAUGAAGAAGAAGGGACAGGUUCUACAUCAAGACGAGAGGAUGAGGUGGAUGAUUAUGGCUUGGAUUCAGAAGGAGCUGCGUACACUCCUGAUACUGACGUGCCAUCAUACUCUGCUGCGGAUGGCAAUGCUGAAGUCCCACCUUCAUACAGCAAAGCUGUCAGCUUUGAUCAUCUUUCCUUCAGUUCCCAGGAUGACUCUGCUGGCAAGAACCUCAUGAUGGUGAGCCCAGACGACAGUCAAAUUGACAAGCUAAAUGAUACUAUCCUCCCUCCAUUGACACACGACCUGACUGCCAGUGAGCUGCUUCUAAACAAAAUGUUUCGUGAUGAAGAGCUGGAGGAAUCUGAGAAAUUCUACAGUGGUCAGCCUCGACUAUUGCUUCUCGUUUAUGCCCUGUAUAAUACACUGGUGGCCCGGUCAGAAAUGGUGUGUUAUUUUGUGAUUAUCCUUAAUCACAUGAUCUCUGCCUCCAUGAUUACUCUUGUGCUUCCCAUCCUUAUAUUCCUUUGGGCCAUGCUGUCUGUCCCCAGGCCUAGCAAACGCUUCUGGAUGACAGCCAUUGUCUACACUGAGGUGACCAUUGUUAUCAAGUACUUCUUCCAGUUUGGCUUCUUUCCCUGGAAUAAACAUGUGGAUUACACCAAAGAUAAACCUUUCCAUCCGCCCAAUAUUAUUGGUAUUGAAAAGAAAGAGGGUUAUGUGCACUAUGACCUUGUUCAGCUCCUUGCUUUGUUCUUCCAUCGAUCCAUUUUAAAGUGCCAUGGGUUAUGGGAUGAAGAUGAUGAAGGUGAAAGUUGCAGUAGUAAAGAGGAAUAUGGCGAUGAACUCUCACUGGCAGCAGACAGGAGAGAUUCUGCUGACUCUUUAAAGUCAGUGAACCUUGCGGCUUCUGUGGAGUCCAUACAUGUCCAUUUCCCAGAACAGCAGACUGCCAUCAGGAGAAAAAGUUCCAGCAGUGGGUCACAACUUUCACACAGAUCCAGUUUCUCCUCACAGAGGUCAAAGAGAGGGAGCACCAGUACACGAAACAGCAGUCAGAGAGGAAGCAGUGUUUUAAGCAUUAAGCAAAAAUCUAGAAAAGAGCUUCUUAUGGAAAAGUUUCGAGAGCAAAUGGUCAAAGCAAAGGCAUUUACAAUUAAAAAGACUCUUCAAAUAUAUGUGCCCAUCAGACAGUUUUUCUACAAUCUCAUUCACCCGGAAUACAGUGCUGUGACUGAUGUUUAUGUGCUGAUGUUCCUCGCAGAUACUGUGGACUUCAUCAUCAUUGUGUUUGGCUUUUGGGCUUUUGGGAAACAUUCUGCUGCAGCAGAUAUCACCUCUUCAUUAUCAGAAGACCAGGUACCAGAGGCAUUCCUGGUGAUGGUGCUCAUUCAGUUUGGGACCAUGGUGGUAGACCGAGCACUGUACCUCAGAAAGACUGUCAUGGGAAAAGUCAUCUUCCAGGUCAUUCUUGUUUUUGGGAUACACUUUUGGAUGUUCUUUAUCUUGCCUGGAGUAACUGAAAGGAAAUUUAGCCAAAACACAGUUGCCCAGCUCUGGUAUUUUGUGAAAUGUGUUUAUUUUGGGUUAUCGGCAUAUCAGAUUCGUUGUGGUUACCCAACCCGUGUUCUUGGCAACUUUCUCACCAAAAGUUACAACUAUGUAAACCUCUUCUUAUUUCAAGGAUUCCGUCUGGUUCCAUUUUUGACUGAGUUGAGAGCAGUAAUGGACUGGGUUUGGACUGAUACCACUCUGAGCCUUUCCAGCUGGAUCUGUGUUGAGGAUAUUUAUGCUCAUAUAUUUAUCUUGAAAUGUUGGCGAGAGUCUGAAAAGAGAUACCCCCAGCCAAGAGGCCAGAAGAAAAAGAAAGUUGUGAAGUAUGGAAUGGGUGGCAUGAUUGUUGUCUUGCUGAUUUGUAUUGUCUGGUUUCCUCUGCUCUUCAUGUCUUUAGUCAAAUCUGUUGCAGGCGUCACCAACAGGCCUCUUGAUGUAUCAAUCACAAUAACCCUCGGAGGUUAUCAGCCUAUUUUUACAAUGAGUGCUCAGCAGAACCAGCUCAAGGAUUUGAAUCAAACUGAGUAUGAUUUGUUUCAAAGAGAAUAUUCGGGUAAUACUGGUGCUUUGCAGUUUCUAGAAAGCUAUGGAAAAGAAGAUAUAACUGUAGCAGAACUAGAAGGGAAUUCAAAUUCAUUGUGGACUAUCAGCCCUCCCAGUAGAAAGAAAAUGAUUCAAGGUCUCCAGGAUUUUUCUGCUGAGUUCACUCUAGUUCUUUCAUGGAGUAUUCAAAGAAACCUCUCUCUUGGUGCAAAAGCAGAAAUAGCAUCGGAUAAGAUUUCCUGUAACCUACUGAACAAAACUAGAGAAAAUAUCGCUACAAUGAUGUCUGGGGAUGACACGGUAAAGAAGGUGAUGCUAGAAAUGAUGUUUCCAUACUACAUCAAGGCACCUAGUGAUUCUCUGGCAAAACCCAUAAAGCAGCUAUGGAAAGAGGGGAGGAUGGAAAACAUCACUGUUUCUCUUGUCAAAAAUGAGUCUAAAGAUGGGGUUCGUGAAUGGUGGGUUCUCAAUCAGCUUGGAAAAAGAUACAGACAGGAAGAAAGUCUUGAACUCUUUGUAUUCAGUGACAAAGUUAGCCCUCCUAGCCUUGGAUUCUUGGCUGGCUACGGUAUAAUGGGACUUUACGCCUCAGUUGUCCUGGUGAUAGGGAAGUUUGUCCGUGAGUUUUUCAGCGGGAUCUCUCACUCCAUCAUGUUUGAAGAACUACCAAACGUGGACCGUAUCUUGAAGUUGUGUACUGACAUUUUCUUAGUAAGAGAGACUGGAGAACUGGAACUAGAGGAAGACCUGUACGCCAAAUUAAUAUUCCUGUACCGCUCACCAGAGACGAUGAUCAAAUGGACUAGGGAAAAAACUAAUUGAUCUCUUUGGAGUCACACUGCAAAUCAAGUUGACUUCCUCUGAAUUUUAAAAAAGCACAAUAUUCUCAUAAGAGCUAAGCCUUUUAUAGUUAGGUAGCAAUGAUUUUUCACUGACUGAGUCCAGGAAGCUACUUCCUUAGGAAUCCAUGCUGCCUUUCAAAUUAAGGAUUAAUGGUGAAGAAGAUUCGUUUGAUUUUUUUUUUAAAUGCCCACUCCCCUAAAAUCAGGGGACCUUGCUUUGUAAUUUAAUCAACCAAAUGUUCUGCAUCCUUGACUGGGUAAGUUAAUCUUCCGGACAUUAAAUUUCUACCGUUAAAGAAAAAGGAAAGAAAGAAACGAUCCCUCAGAUGACUUCACUGGACCUUUUCUGGAGCGAUAGUUUGUGCAAUAUGCUGUUGUACGUCACUGACUUUCAAGAUACAGUAAUGGGAAUCUGGCUAGCCUUCAGGAUAACCAUGCCAAAAGGCCACAGUGCGAGCUGAAGAAAUGCUAGCCAUAUCCAUUUUUAGAAAAGCAGAGGUUUUGAUGUACGGAAGACUCUGUGGACAACUCUCUGCAAGCAAAAAGAAAACAAGUGACAAUCUCUUUAAUUACCUUAUUUUAUUUGUACUGUCCCAGGAGACAUUUCCAUGAAACAUCAAUGACUUUUCUCAGGAAAAAAAAACUUGGUUUUAGCACUUAGUUAAACCUUAAUGAAUUAUGGAGUAUUGGGAUGUUCUGCUGGGCUAUCUUCCCACAAUUACUGCUUUCCUUUAGACAGAGAAAAACCAACUGAAUGACUAAGGAGCUGUUUCACUUCUUAUAUCUCUUUGAAGACUGAAUAGUGUGUGCUACUCUGUGCUUCCCCAGUACAUGCUUUUCCCUCCAUUUUGACGAUUUAAGGCAAUGGUUUUGUUAUCUGAUAUUCUCCUUCCAGUGUUUCAGGUAUACAGAAAUGUUUACAUAUUCCAAUUGACAUUUUUACAUCCGAGACGGGUUUUUUAAGUUCCCAAAUAUAGAAGUACAUAUGAGCUUGAAAAAUGGCCUUUUCUUAAAUUACUCUUGUUGGUGACACAAACGGUUCAUUAGAGAACAUUGUAGCAUGAAAAUUUAUGAUUGCAAUGUAGGUUUAAUUCCAUGUUAAAAAAAUGCAAUUUCUGAAAAACAAACUCCUUGAGUGGGUGGGUAUGGUACAAGGUUAGACUGUGUAGUUUUGAUUCAGUAAUGACUUAAAAUAAAGCACAUGAUGCAAAGUCAUUUUAGAGGUAUUUUUUCUUCUUCCUCUUUACACUAAACGGGAAAUGUCUUUAUAUAGUUAAG
Messenger RNA from Gopherus flavomarginatus (Mexican gopher tortoise), 10105 nucleotides. It is a transcript of the gene PIEZO2, whose product is annotated as piezo type mechanosensitive ion channel component 2. Gene Ontology annotation, biological process: regulation of membrane potential; detection of mechanical stimulus; cellular response to mechanical stimulus. Lineage: Eukaryota; Metazoa; Chordata; Testudines; Testudinidae. The record is from RefSeq and is a predicted model, not a curated record. Bases 384 to 8807 code for a protein of 2807 amino acids. Gene Ontology annotation, cellular component: plasma membrane. The transcript has 54 exons. Gene Ontology annotation, molecular function: mechanosensitive monoatomic ion channel activity; monoatomic cation channel activity.